CCUCUUUCGUAUCGUCUUUUGCGACUCUUCUUUUUUUUUUUUUUGCUCCCCAGAUAUCACUACACACACCAUUACCUUUGAGCUUUUUUUGCACCAUUUUAUACUCUUCCAAUGUCUGCUUCUACCUCUGGUCUUUCUGCUUCAGUCACGCGUAUCCUGUACCUGACUGGCUUCGCUAAGGAGCUCAAGACAAAGGAUAUCCAGUCUGCAUUCUCAGAGUGGGAGACCGUUGCUGGAGGCUUCAAGAUCAAAUGGAGAGAUGACACCAGUCUUUUAAUUGUUUUCAACGAUGCCGCUGUCGCUAAGCGUGCAUAUCUCCAUACGCUCGCCUUCCCUCCUGCUAUACUCUCUGCCGGUUCAGUCAUCAAACCAUACGACGGUCCGGAUGCUCAGACCGUCAUUCAGACGGUCAACACGCGUGGUCAACACAACAGUAAUCCAUCUCGCGGACACAAUAUGCGUGCGGCCUCGAUCUCAGUGUUCCCAAGCCGCAGUGCCAAUAACAGCCAGAACGGCAAUAAUAAUUUUCGCAAUGGUAAUGGACCACACGUGACGACUGGUACUAUUUCAGAGCACUCACCGAAUAUGAACGGGCGGGAACCAUCACCAACGCUUCCCUCACUGCCUUCUCACCCAACAUUGAACGAGCUGAUCAAUUCGGCGGUGGGGCGUGAGGACCCGGCGAUUUUGCAUGCGGAAGGACCCCCGAGGAUUGGUGAUCCGGGGAAGAGGAUGCUGGGAGCUGCGUUGGGUGUGAGACACCCCGGAUUAGGGCCGAGAGGGGUGCACGGUAAUGGGAUGCAUGGAGGGGAUAGCCCAAGAGGGGGUGCAGACCUGACACUGAGAGAUAUGCAGAGGGCUAUGGGUGGUCUGACGGUUGCUGAGUGAAGGAUUGGAUGCUUUCGAUGUUUAUUUGAGACGGUUAUGAUACGAGUGGUUUUUUCUGGUGUGGUUAUCGGUGUUUCUGUUGCUGUUGUGCAUCUGUUGAUGCUUUAAUCUGAAGCUGUUAUCCUCGGAUU
Molecule: messenger RNA, 1019 nt
Organism: Serpula lacrymans var. lacrymans S7.9
Lineage: Eukaryota; Fungi; Basidiomycota; Agaricomycetes; Boletales; Serpulaceae
Exons: 2
Coding region: 112-888 (258 amino acids)
Source: RefSeq, a predicted model, not a curated record